GAGGACAGCUUCCUCAAUCUAAGUCAGGUCAAUGCCGGAUUCGCACAAAGGUUAUUCCUGAAAGAUGGAGCAGUUCCCACUUUGUCUGGAGAAGGCGUUGUUUAUGGUACACAAUCGGCAAGUGUGUUUUGUUAUUUAGCAGGGACCAAGUUCCCAAGAGCUCCCCACUACAUCUUCACUCCAUGAAGCUGCCUGUCAGCCAGACUCUGCACACACAGACACUGUGGCCACAAAGACAUCGCCAAUGAUGCGAUCAGUGGGCACACAACUUUCUGUUGGUACAUUGAGGAAUGUCCACGUAAGGAGCAAAGGCAUUCAGGCAACUGUUUCCAGUCAGGAUGUUGGCACUGAAACAGUGCUCAUGUUGCCGGAUAUGCGGCUGUCUUCAACACCAGUACGUGGCUCAAUGUUCAGGCCGAGCAAGAGACCUCGUCUGGAGUUGGAGGAGGAACACGAAGAGGAACGUGACUCAACAUAUAUCCCAGAGUCUGUCACUCAGGAAUCAGAAUUGUCAAUAGAUCCUGAGUCCAACUACGGUGACAAGAAGUACAUUGUUUUUGAAAGCUGCCUUAGACAGGUGUUUGAGUCCUGUCCAGUUUGUAAAGCGACUUGCGAUGUCCGCAAAAGACAAAUGGGGACUUUUGUUGCAUUCACCCAGCUAUGUGAAAAAUGUCAGUAUCACAGACGGUGGCAGAGUCAGCCCAUUGUAGGGAGUACCCCGGUGGGAAACCUGCAAUUGUGUGCUGCCACAUAUUUUCUGGGAGGGUCCUAUGCAAAACUACAAAAGAUUUUCAAGGCCAUGCAGCUCCAAACUGUGCAAUACAGUACUUUCCGGAGACAUGCAAGGAAUUUCUUAGAGCCUACCAUCAUCCACAAGUGGAACAGAGAUCAGGAACAUCUUAUUCAGCAGCUGCAAGAGAGGGGAAAGCUUGCAAUAGCUGGAGAUAUGCGCGCUGACUCACCAGCACACUCGGGUAAAUAUGGAAGUUACACGUUGAUGGAUAUGGAAACCAAGUCAAUUGUGGAUCUUCAGCUAAUUCAGAGCAACGAGGUAGGUGGUAGUUACCACAUGGAAAAGGAGGGUUUAAAGCGCUGUCUCGAUAAGAUGGAAUCUUGUGGUUUGAUGGUUGACUACAUAGUCACGGAUCGCCAUCCACAGAUUAAGAAGUACCUGAGAGAACGCAACGUCACUCAGUACUAUGAUGUGUGGCACUUUGAGAAAGCUUUGUCUAAGAAACUUCACAAGCUUUCGCAAAGUAAAGACUGCAAGGUGCUGAAAAAAUGGUUGAAAAGCAUCAAAAAUCAUCUGAACUGGAGUGCGACUUCCUCUGUUUCUGGUCCUGAAAAGGUGGCGAAGUGGACAUCACUUCUUAAUCACAUACAGAACAUCCAUGUUCAUGACAACCCCUUGUUUCCUAAAUGUGAACACCCAGACAGAGUUUCAAGGGAUCCCAAAAAAUGGUUUCAACCAGUGGCACUCCACAAAGUGGAAAAGGUAACGUGCAACAAGAGAGUUCUCAAGGACUUUGAGAAACUCAGUCACCACUUUCAAACGUCGUCACUGAAGGCAUUUCACAGACGGAUUCGGCGUUUUGCCCCCAAAAAUGUAGUUUUCUAUUUCAUAGGAAUGCUGUGCAGGUUGUAUCUCGCGGCCAUGCACUACAAUGAGAAUUGCAGCCGUCCACAGGCAACAACAACUCAAGGACAGGCUACGUACAAAAUCGGUUUUCCCAAGUCAAAACAAGGGAAAUGCACAGCCAAGCCAGUGAAAACAGACCCAACAUACAACUGUGUCGAUGACCUUAUGAGUCUUCUACUACGUAAAGUCAUUGUGGACUCGACGCCAUAUGCAGAAGAACUACACCAGAUCACUGUUCCACCUCCUCUGUCGUCACAAUUCGAAAAACCCUCCAAGGAAGAUGUUACAUAAUAAAAUACAUCAAAAGACUUCGACUUGAGGUUUUUCAUACUGACUGUUUUCCUUAAAAAUGUCUUUCUGAUCCUCAGCCUCCUCCUACAGUUUAGUAUUGAAAGGCCUUUCCCCAAAUUACACUGAGCCUUUCGGGAUGGGCCGUUUCCAUCUCUUUUAAUUUUUCAGAAAGUGAAACCCAUGUAUUAUAUAGAUUCAUUACACAGAGUGAAAUAUUUCAAGCCUUUAUUUCUUGACAUUUUCAUGAUUAUGGCUUACAGAUAAUGAAAACCCAAAAUUCUGUCUCAGAAAAUUAGAAUAUUAAUAAAGAAAAAGAAUAUUUUAAACAGAAAUGUCAGGGUUCUGAAAAGUAUGUUCAUUUCUAUGCACUCAAUAUUUAGUUGGGGCUCCUUUUGCAUGAAUUACUGCAUCAAUGCGGCGUGGCAUGGAGGCGAUCAGCCUGUGGCACUGCUCAGGUGUAAUGGAAGCCCAGGUUGCUAUGAUAGCGGCCUUCAGGUCUUCUGCAUCGUUGGGUCCGGUGUCUCUCAUCAUAGAUUCUCUGUGGGGUUCAGGUCAGGCGGGUUUGCUGGCCAAUCAAGCACAGUACCACCAUGGUCAUUGAACCAGCUUUUGGUACCUUUGGCAGUGUGGGCAGGUGCCAAGUCCUGCUGGAGAAUGAAAUCA
Messenger RNA from Triplophysa rosa, 2593 nucleotides. RefSeq lists its product as uncharacterized. NCBI's taxonomy places the organism in Eukaryota, Metazoa, Chordata, Actinopteri, Cypriniformes, Nemacheilidae. The transcript is spliced from 11 exons. The record is from RefSeq and is a predicted model, not a curated record. Bases 245 to 1930 code for a protein of 561 amino acids.